Messenger RNA from Cricetulus griseus (Chinese hamster), 426 nucleotides. NCBI's taxonomy places the organism in Eukaryota, Metazoa, Chordata, Mammalia, Rodentia, Cricetidae. The record is from RefSeq and is a predicted model, not a curated record.
GAAAGUACAGACAACAUACUCUCCAUUGUCAAGCAAAGAACAGGAUCUUUCGGGGAUCGCCCUGCAAGGCCUACUCUUUUAGAACAAGUGUUAAAUCAGAAAAGACUGUCAUUACUGAGAAGUCCAGAAGUUGUCCAGUUUCUACAGAAACAGCAGCAGCUAUUAAAUCAGCAAGUUUUGGAGCAAAGACAGCAGCAGUUUCCAGGCGCACCAGUGUAAGGGGUUCACAAACUCUGUGAUUUAUCUUACUAUAAUGGAUGAAUGGGCUUUUAUACUAACAGUGAUGUCCUGAUAAUCAGGCACUGGUGGUGGUGCACACCUGGAAUUUCUGCACUUGGGAGGCUGAGCCAAGAGGAUCCCAAGUUCAAGCCAGCCUGGGCUACAUAGCAAGCUCCUUUCUCAAAAAAAAAAAAAAAAAAAAAAAAA